CCCCUCCUCUACCUUCCCGACUCCUCGCCCUACCCUCUCGCUCCCUGACCGCCGCAGUCGCUGCGCAAGCCCAGUUGAGGGCAUAUCGAGCAGGGCGAGGGUAUCUCGGAACAUGGGUCGAUAUUUCAUCAGGUCCCUCUCUCUCGCCGGCUCGCUUCUCGGUGCGGUCUGCAACCUCGCCUUUGCACUCCGUCUCCUCACCCUUUCGCGCUCGCUCGGUUGGGAAAGUGAGAGUGAGUGGGAGGGCUCAGUGGACGUCUGGGCAGUCGACUCUGUUCGGCUCGUCUGGGGGCUCCUCUUCGCCUACUUCGCCGCGGCCGCGGCGUCGUGCUCUAUCGGGUUCAUUGGAAUCGCCAAGCACGUCCGCCCGUUCGUGCGCAUCUACCGUGACUACUCAAUAGCGGACUUCGUGUUCGUGACCCUCGCCACGCUCGGCGUCAGCUACACAACAUUUAGCAAGCCGUAUGUACGGUCGUCGGUGUGCGAGGAGCUGUCGCGCCAUCCCGAGCUCAUGCGUGAUAUGGGUGAGAUGGGUCUUUCGCUGGAGAAUUGCGAGCAGUGGUUUGAGCGUGCCGUCGUCGCGGUGCUCGGUAUCAUGUUCAUCCUCAUUGUCGUCAGGCUGCACAUUGUCAUUGCGCUCUCGCAAUACUACAGCUACAUCUCCCGCGAGCUUCUUGCCGGCGUCAGGUCGCACAUUCUCGGGAUGCGCGCCAUCAAGACCGACGUUCCCCUUCAACGCAUCUAUCUCAUGCCUACGCCAACAUCGCCAUCAGCGUCGUCCGACGGACGUUCGCAUCACUUCUCGACGCCUACCAAAGAUAUCACUGUCUACGCAACAGUGCCCAUCGGCGCGAUGUCAGAGGAGGAUGCCCGCAAGAUGCACGCCACCCCAGCGUGGAUUACGACGAGCCCCGUCGCUUCCAGCUCAUCGACGCCGCGGUCACAUCGGCAUUCACACUCCCACUCUCAUUCCCAUGCGCGUCCGCACACCCACUCCCACAGGCACGCAAGUUCUCGGACGCUGAGCGACGAGAAGGCACCCACCCCAGCCUAAUCCGUUCUUUUCCGGUCUCCUUCGGGAUCCCUGGAGUUCCACGCUUCCUCGGCUUGAAUGGCGUCAGUCCCUUACUGUUGUAAGGGGUGCCUGCUCUUCAGGAGAGUGGAAGAGUUUCUUGUUUCCAUACCGAUGAUGGAUGUUGUGCAUCCUUCAUUGCCCAUACGGUGUAUUCGAGUGUGUUCCAGUACGUAUAGGUUAUAAUCUUAUCGUUGCGUAGGUCUCGAUAUCCCGUCCCCCUGUCCGCAUGUGACUGUCUAUCGAGAGGUCUUGUUGAUAGUGCAUUUGCCCAUUCCAACUUCAUCUCUAUGUCCCGCCGGCUCUACCAUAUAUUGCGUCACCUAUCCCCACCAACAUAUGCCCCUCCUCAGCGCCGGUCGCGGCGGGUCGACUGCGAAGACUUGUGCCUCGCCGUGCCCCUUGACCCCUUUGAUUCCCUUCCUUGUCCCCGCAUGCCCUGUCAAUAGUCCUGUCGAUGGACAGAUGUCCUCACGCACUCCGGCGCAGCUCAUGUAUGUACAGCUUUUUACGCACUGCGUGCCAUCACCCUGGAUAUGGCACCCGUGGGUUCGGCCUUUGUCUGCGACUUCCA
Molecule: messenger RNA, 1646 nt
Organism: Dichomitus squalens LYAD-421 SS1
Lineage: Eukaryota; Fungi; Basidiomycota; Agaricomycetes; Polyporales; Polyporaceae
Exons: 4
Coding region: 113-1054 (313 amino acids)
Source: RefSeq, a predicted model, not a curated record